AUGGGUGGGCAUGUGCUGGCGCGCUUCCGAUCGGCGCCCCUGAUUGGAGACGUGGUGCCAUUUGAUGUGGGUGACCUUGCAUUGACCUUGAAUGAGUCUGGCAGACCAGCCAUGGCCUUGAAUGCUUCAAUGGACAACGUGACCAUGGUUCCUUUGUUCCUGGGCCUUAACCUCCUCUUUGAGUUGAAACCUCUUUUUAUUCCACUGUACGUGCUGCUAGUGAUUGUGGCUUGUACUGGUAACCUUGCCCUCGUGGCUCACAUCUCCGCCACCAAGAAGCUUCACACAACCACCAACUUUCUCAUUGGUAACUUGGCAGCGUCUGACUUGGUGAUGUGCAUCUUCUGUGUCCCAAUGACUGUUUCCUAUGCAUUUGAAACGAAAGGGUGGCUUUUUGGAAUCUUUAUGUGCUAUUUUAUAACCCUCAUGCAAUCUGCCACUGUCUUUGUAUCUGUCUUGUCCCUCACUGCCAUAGCUGUGGAUAGGUAUGUGGUCGUGGCAUACCCAAUUCGCCAGAGAAUCAGACCUCGGUACUGUGCCUAUAUUGUUGCAUUCAUUUGGCUGGUCUCCAUCGGUGUAUCAAUGCCUUCGUCCUUGCACACCAACUAUAUAGACCUCAACCAGGUUGGGUAUAACAUGAUCAUCUGUGAGGAGGCCUGGAUCAACUUAGACAGGCAAAGGCUGAUCUACUCAUGUAUCAUGCUGCUGCUGUCUUACAUGCUCCCACUCUGCGCGGUGUCCAUCUCCUACUGCGCCAUCUCGUGUCACCUGAAGAAGAGGAAUGUCCCGGGAGCGGCCUCGUGCAGCCAUGAGAAGUGGUCAAAGAAACGGAGGAGGACCUUCUGGAUGCUCGCCAUCUCUGUUCUGUCCUUUGCCCUCUGCUGGAUCCCCCUGCAGACAGUCAAUCUGAUACGGGAUAUUGACCUCAACAUCAUAGACAAGAACUACAUCAAUGUGAUCCAGGUGUCCUGCCAUUUGGUUGCCAUGAGCUCCGCCUGUUACAACCCCUUCAUUUAUGCCUCUCUCCACAACAAGUUCCGAGUCCAGCUGAGCAACCUCCUGUCCUUCAACAAGAGGCGGGCAAACAGCACCAUAUCCACCCAGACAUCACGCUUGAACACCGGUACCUCUCUAGAUCCACCCACGGUCAUCAACUUAAAGGAGAAGGCCUCUUUGAAAUAG
This is a messenger RNA of Carcharodon carcharias (great white shark), 1182 nucleotides long. It is a transcript of the gene prlh2r, whose product is annotated as prolactin releasing hormone 2 receptor. The transcript has 2 exons. Gene Ontology annotation, cellular component: neuron projection; plasma membrane. Gene Ontology annotation, biological process: G protein-coupled receptor signaling pathway. The record is from RefSeq and is a predicted model, not a curated record. Gene Ontology annotation, molecular function: neuropeptide binding; neuropeptide Y receptor activity. Bases 1 to 1182 code for a protein of 393 amino acids. Lineage: Eukaryota; Metazoa; Chordata; Chondrichthyes; Lamniformes; Lamnidae.